AUGACAACGCUACCUGAAAGGCCAGGGGAGUCGUCUGUCGAUCAACCUCCUGAGCUGUCAGAUGAAUACCUAAUUGCCAACCUUGCCCAUCGGCCGCCUCACCAGCUAGCGGGACGAAUCUCAAUCUCGAACCCUGCAAAGCCUUCCGCUCUUCCGCUUUGCGAUGGCCCCUCGUCUAUGGGCAUCUUUGAUCAUCUCCCUCUCGAGAUUCUCCAGGCCAUCUUGAAUUUGUUGGACUUUCAGGCUCUCUCCCGCCUCUUACGUACUUCCCAGCGAGCUAAAAGAGCCAUUGAGUGCCUACCGGCAUACCGGGAGCUCAUGGAACAUGCUCCAGAUACCCUUACAGCGCUGGGAAAAUCUUGUCUUAUCACUGCCCAUUCCGCCGCAAAACUUCGUGCGGUUCUCAGGACAGAGUCCUGCGCCUGGUGCAGUGAAUAUGGUCCCUUCUUGUUUCUCCCUACGUGUGAGAGAUGCUGCUACGAAUGUCAACGCUCAAAUCCUUCUCUCUGGGUGAUGACGGCCGACCUGGCGAGAUACUGCUUUAAAAUCAGCACUCCUAAGCUGCGAGAGAUCCCUGUCAUGCGAAGUAUCUAUGGAGUUUACGACGUUUCACACGAGCUCUCUCGUCAUCGACGACUGAAGCUGGUCAGCGUCAGAGCCGCAAAGGAGCUGUCGUUGGCCACUUCAGGCUCGCCAGCGGCAACUGUUUCCAACCAGCGAAACAACGCACACCUAGCACAUUUCCAAAACGCACCUCUCGAGCCAGCAGCGCAGGAUGAUGAAUCCGGAGUAAAGUCACGUAUCAAUUACUGUUCUCAGACCGACGAGUGCUGCGGCAUGGGGUCUAUUUGCUUCCCUUCUCUGCAGCCAGACAAUAGUGUAGAACGAGGCCUUUGGUGCCGGGGAUGUUUCCGAGCCUCUGAGCAGUAUCGCUUCUCGAGUCUGGCUACCGGUCACGCUAUACAGAAUGUUCAUCCGCCCCGGGCACUGAUAGGGACCAACCUAUGUGCCCGAUCAAAGAAACAAUUUCUGGAGCAUAUCAAAAAUUGCGAUGGAUCUCUGGAGUUGCAGGCUAAUUUAAGGAGAGGACUACAGAAUUAA
Messenger RNA from Nannizzia gypsea CBS 118893, 1101 nucleotides. RefSeq lists its product as hypothetical. NCBI's taxonomy places the organism in Eukaryota, Fungi, Ascomycota, Eurotiomycetes, Onygenales, Arthrodermataceae. The coding region runs from base 1 to 1101 and encodes 366 amino acids. The transcript has a single exon. Gene Ontology annotation, molecular function: protein binding. The record is from RefSeq and is a predicted model, not a curated record.